AUGUCUCAACCAUCUUUCACUACAACCGAAAAGACUUUCAGCUCAUAUAAUCAAGAGCAAGGAAAGGCUUAUGCUGCCGGUCGCCCAGACUACCACCCUGCUCUUUACAAGUUCAUUAUUGACCAGCAUGGCGCCACAAAAGGCCAGUUUGACACCCUCCUAGAUGUUGGUACUGGUCCAGGCAACGUGGCCCGCUCGCUCGGCGUGCAUUUCGCUCAUGUUGUCGGAUUGGAUCCAUCCGAGGGGAUGGUCAGCACUGCUCGGUCCUUGGGAGGUACCACCUCCACGGCCGAACCCAUCCGCUUUGACUUGUCCACAGCCGAAGACCUUGGAACAAACCUAUCUCCACCAAUCCAAGAUGCUAGCGUUGACCUGAUCACUGCCGGCAAUGCGGCGCAUUGGUUCGACAUGCCUCAUUUCUGGUCAACCGCCGCCCGUGUACUUAAACCCGGCGGCAGCGUGAUUUUGUGGACCAGUGGCCGGACGGGCAUACACCCCUCAGUCCCCAAUGCAGCUGCCAUCCAAGCAGAGAUAGAUCGUAUCCAGGAAGAAUAUCUUGAGCCAUAUUUCGUCCCGGGAAAUUGGCUCACUCGCAACCGAUAUAGUGAUCUACCCCUUCCUUGGACUCUGGCGACUCCUAUUAAGGAAUUUGACGAAGCCUUAUCCAGUCGGAACGACUGGGGUAUGGAGAACGACUUCUACGCCAUCAACCCCGAGGUGAACAUGGACAUGUUUGAGAAGAUCACGGCCACUGGUAGCCCCGUGACUCGAUGGCACCAGGCCCAUCCCGAGACAGUUGGUACCGAACGUGAUGUUCUCAAGAUCUAUCGGCGGGCAAUUGAGCGCCUGCUACAUGAGGCCGGUGUGGAAAAGGGCAAGGAAAUGAUAAAAGGUGCAACCCAUGGAGUUGUUCUCGUUGUGAAGAAGAAACUUUGA
Penicillium daleae is the source of this 936-nucleotide messenger RNA. Its product is annotated as class I SAM-dependent methyltransferase. The record is from RefSeq and is a predicted model, not a curated record. Gene Ontology annotation, molecular function: S-adenosylmethionine-dependent methyltransferase activity. The transcript has a single exon. Lineage: Eukaryota; Fungi; Ascomycota; Eurotiomycetes; Eurotiales; Aspergillaceae. Bases 1 to 936 code for a protein of 311 amino acids.